Bombus impatiens (common eastern bumble bee) is the source of this 2204-nucleotide messenger RNA. RefSeq names its product major facilitator superfamily domain-containing protein 6. NCBI's taxonomy places the organism in Eukaryota, Metazoa, Arthropoda, Insecta, Hymenoptera, Apidae. Gene Ontology annotation, cellular component: membrane. The record is from RefSeq and is a predicted model, not a curated record. The transcript has 11 exons. The coding region runs from base 516 to 2123 and encodes 535 amino acids.
UCCAUAUUGAAGAUAAAAGUAUCUCGAACUUCGAACUCGAAACUUCACACUUGACACAAUGAGUAGUUAGUAGCGCUAGUAUAGCUGUAUGUGAGGGAGGUAUGUUAAGUCCAUGUGAUUCGCUGCCAAAACAUCAGUUUACAGCCUCCGUACUUCAUGUCAGUACGUUCAGUACUUUCCUUCUGUGAUAUUGACGAUAUGGAAGGAGAACAAAUAAUCAGGAGAAACAACUCUAGAAAAAUAAGUCGUAUUAAUAUUAUUGAAGAUGCAGAUAAAGUAUAUCAUCCGAUAAUGCAGAGGGUGUUUAUUGCGUCGUUAUUUAUAUAAAGUACAAAUAUAGAGGAAUCACAUGUAGGGGCAAAUUCACUGAACGCGGUUAGUUCGAUACAGUGAACUUUCACAGAUUAGAAUGCUAUUUUUUAAUGUUUGUUAUAAAAAAACAAUGCUGAAUUUAAGUAUUGUUCCCCAGACUAAAAUAUUUAAGACAAUAUUUUUCUGAUGUAUUGGUUACUGUAAUGUCACAAAAAAUGAAGCUAAAUUACACACAGUUGCCUAUCAAGGCACAUUAUUUCUUCUUUAUGGCAGCUAUGGGACCAAUUCUUCCAUUUUUACCAGUUUAUGGUAAACAACUUGGUAUUUCAGCAUUUAUUAUGGGCAGUAUAACAGCUAUUCUACCAAUCUUGUUCUUAAUUGCUAAACCAACUUUUGGUUUUCUCGUGGAUUAUUUUUAUACCUGGAGAAAAACAAUUUUUAUCGCAUUAUUAGCAGUAACAAGUGGUUGCUAUAUUUGUAUGUACUUCUUACCAGUACUUCCAGGUCCAGUUUUUUCAGACUAUAGUUUUAGUAAUGUAUCUUGUGAUUUGUUACCAUAUUGUAAACUAGAGGAUAUUUCUAAGCCAUAUUUAUGUACUGGAGUAAAGAAUGCUAUAUGCCAUUGGACCUGUAUAGAUAAAAAUUUCUCUGUAUCAAUACAAUUCCAAGCACUUAAUGAAGAAAUAAGCUUUUCCUCAAAUUCAACGUGCUUAAUUGAUAAAAAUAGUACCUUAUAUUGUUCUAAACAUAGCAACUGCAAUGUUAUUUGUCAUAACUUGUAUGAUAGUUAUUGCCUAUAUACAUCUGUUACUUUUUGGGGUUUUGUUUUAUUAAUGUCUCUUGGUAAUAUUGGUUUCAAUGUAUGUAAUUGCAUGAGUGAUGCAAUUUGUUUUGAUAUAUUAGGUGAAGAUGGUCAAAUGGGGUAUGGUAGACAACGUCUUUGGGGAACUAUAGGUUUUGGAAUUUCUGCCUUUUUGGCUGGCUACACAGUAGAUUAUUGGUCUAAAGGAGAAAUUAUUAAAAUAUACACACCUGCGUUCUUACUUGUUUUCAUAUUCACACUCAUUGAUCUAUUCUGUUGUAAAAAAUUAGACCUGCCAGUAAUGACAGGAUCGGCAGAUAUACUGAAAGACAUUAUGAAACUUUUGAGGUUGAAACCUAUAAUUAUAUUUCUCUGUUUUACAACGAUUGCCGGCAUUAUCGAUAGCUUUAUGAUUUAUUUCUUAUUUUGGUAUUUAGAAGACCUCGCUGUGGCAACUAAUUGCGUGAGAGACAUUAAAUUAAUAGAAGGUUUAAUCGUUGCAGCAGAAACUUUGUGCGGCGAAGUAACUUUUUUUUUGCUGUCUGGUAAGAUCCUAAAGAAACUAGGAUUCGGAUAUAGCUUUACAUUGUGUUUCGUAUGCUAUGCUUUACGACUUGGACUGAUUUCUUUGGCAUUGAAUCCGUGGUGGGUAAUACCAAUAGAACUGUUUAUGCAAGGACCUACUUAUGCACUUUGUUACGCGACAAUAGUCGCUUAUGCAAGUAAAGUUGCACCGCCCGGAACAUCAGCUACUGUUCAAGGAAUCGUAGCUGGCAUGGAUGACGGUUUUGGUUUUGCAAUUGGUAGCUUGAUAGGCGGAAUCUUAUACAAAUUAUUUGGAGGUGUAACAACGUUACGGAUAUUUUCAUCAAUUGCCGCUAUAACAGCAUUCUUAUACCUCAUUUUAUACGUAUUAUAUUUAAAAGACAUAAUACCAGAUACAAAGAACAAUGUAGAAUGGAAAACACCAGAGGAAGCUCAAAAGAAAUGUACAGUUGCAGAAAGCUGACUACACAAAAAUUUAAAUCAAAAAUAUUUGAAUAUUUUACUGCAAAUGAAUAUUAUUGUUAAUGAUAUAAUUAUCGUUUUA